This is a messenger RNA of Solanum pennellii, 631 nucleotides long. RefSeq lists its product as uncharacterized. The record is from RefSeq and is a predicted model, not a curated record. The coding region runs from base 28 to 510 and encodes 160 amino acids. Lineage: Eukaryota; Viridiplantae; Streptophyta; Magnoliopsida; Solanales; Solanaceae. The transcript has a single exon.
UAUUCUUUUUAGUUAAUCAUUCCCAAAAUGGCUACAAGAAAGAGCUUCCAAUUCCUUGCAUCAAUGGAACUAAAAACUAGCUCUGAUGAUCUCCAAUUUGAGUUUGAUGAAUCUGACAUAUGGGAUAACACUACUAAUGUUGUUUCUCAUCACUCUGAGCCCAAAAGGUUGAUACCUACUCCGCGUUUCUCACGAAAAUCACCAUCACCAUCACCAUCAUCACCACCAUCACCAUCACCAGCAAGAUCGUUGCCCGUGAACAUACCGGAUUGGUCAAAAAUCCAAGGUGAUAAGAACAAGAAUGAGGAUAUUCAAGACAAGGAGGAAGUGGAUAUUCAAGACAAGGAGGAAGUGGAUGCUGAUGAUACCUGGAUUCCACCUCAUGAAUAUUUGGCUAAGAAAAGAGGGGCUUCAUUUUCAGUGUGUGAAGGUGUGGGAAGGACACUCAAAGGAAGGGAUUUGAGUAGGCUGAGGGAUGCUAUUUUGAAACAAACAGGUUUUAUAGAUUAGCAAACUGACAUUUCGCGAGGUGGUACUUGUUAUGUUUCAUCAGUAUAGAUAUCGAAUAGAUCGAUAUCAUUUAUGAGAACUAAUAUAAUAUUUAAUAAUGUUAUUGAUCGUUAGGUCAAAU